Malassezia vespertilionis is the source of this 3660-nucleotide messenger RNA. It is a transcript of the gene RSE1, whose product is annotated as pre-mRNA-splicing factor rse1. NCBI's taxonomy places the organism in Eukaryota, Fungi, Basidiomycota, Malasseziomycetes, Malasseziales, Malasseziaceae. Gene Ontology annotation, cellular component: U2 snRNP; nucleus. Gene Ontology annotation, molecular function: U2 snRNA binding; protein binding. The transcript has a single exon. Bases 1 to 3660 code for a protein of 1219 amino acids. Gene Ontology annotation, biological process: mRNA splicing, via spliceosome. The record is from RefSeq and is a predicted model, not a curated record.
AUGCAUUUAUACAACCUCACGCUGGAAGCGCCAACGAGCGUGACGGCGGCAGCCGUUGGCCAGCUACUUGGUACGCGACAGCAGGAGAUUGUGCUUAUGCGCGGGAGCCGCAUUGAGAUGUAUAAGGUGGAUGUCGAAACUGGAAAGUAUACGCGCAUGCUUGCGCAAAACAUGUUUGGCAAUAUACGCAGCAUAGCGUGCUUCCGACUCACGGGCGGAGCAAAAGAUUAUCUUAUCCUUGGAAGUGACUCGGGCCGCAUCGCGAUUCUCGAGUACAGUGAGCGCAAAGCGUGCUUUGAAAAGGUGCACCUCGAGACCUUUGGCAGGUCCGGCAACCGCCGAAUUAUUCCCGGCCAGUUUUUGGCGACAGAUCCAAAAGGCCGUGCUGUGCUGAUUGGCGCCGUGGAGAAAGGCAAGCUGAUUUAUAUUUUGAAUCGCGAUAGCGAAGCGAACCUUACCAUAUCAAGCCCUUUGGAGGCGAACCGCGCGACGGCUGUUGUGGAGAGCAUCGUGGGUGUCGACGUCGGGUACGAGAACCCCAUGUUUGCAUCGCUGGAAAUGGACUACGGAGAAGCCGAUCAGGAUUCCAGCGGCGAGGCUGCGCUGAACACGCUCAAGAAUGUCGUGUACUAUGAGCUUGAUCUCGGCCUGAACCAUGUCGUGCGCCGUUGGGCAGCACCUGUGGACCACCGAUCGAACCACCUGAUCCAGGUACCAGGCGGGUACAACCAUAAUACGGAGCAAUGGGACGGUCCGAGCGGUGUGCUGGUCUGUGCCGAAGACUAUAUCACGUACAGGCACCAAGGGCAGCCAGAACAUCGCGUGCCCAUUCCGCGGCGGAGAAAUUGUGUAGCGCAACUUGAGCCAAGCCGCGGCUCUUUGAUCAUUGCGAGCGUGCUCCAUAAAAUGAAGAACACCUUUUUCUUUUUGGUGCAAAACGAAGACGGGGACCUGUUCAAGCUUACGCUGGACCACGACGAGGAAGAGGUGCAGGCGCUUCGGAUCAAGUACUUUGAGACGGUGCCUGUCGCAGUAAGCCUCUGCAUUUUGCGCGCGGGUUUCUUGUACGUGGCGUCCGAGACGGGCGCCCAGCAGCUCUACUCGUUCCAGAAACUUGGCGACGAGGACGAGUUUUCCGAGUAUGUCUCCACGUCGUAUCCGCACAACGGCGCGUCCUUCGACGCUCCUCCGCCCAUCCCCUCUUUUGUCCCUUGCGCACUGGAGAAUAUCGCGCUUGUAGACGAGCACGCAGCGCUCGAUACACUGAUGGACGCAAAGAUUGCGAAUCCUUUGGCUUCCGACUCCCCCCAAAUGUACACGGUCGGUGGCCGCGGCGCUCGCAGCGCAUUCCGCCAGAUGCGCCACGGUAUGGAGGUGGAUGAAGUGGUGAGCAGCGAUUUGCCCGGUGUUCCCAAUGCGGUAUGGUCGACCAAACUGCGCCAGACGGACGAGCACGAUAGUUAUAUUGUGCUGAGCUUUGUCAACGGCACCCUAGUCCUGCGUAUUGGCGAGACGAUUGAAGAGGUUGUCGACAGUGGCUUUAUGACAAACACGCCUACGCUGACGGUCCAGCAGAUUGGCCCCGACGCCAUCCUGCAAGUGCAUCCGCUUGGCAUCCGCCACAUUCUCGGCAACAAGCAGGUCAACGAGUGGCCUACUCCGGUGCUCGAGAAUGGCGAACCGACCAAGAUUGUUGCGGCGACGGCAAAUGACCGGCAGGUUGUCAUUGCACUGAACACGAACGAGAUUGUGUACUUUGAGCUGGAUAUGGAAGGGCAGCUGAACGAAUACCAGGAACGGCGCGACAUCGGCGCCGAGGUACUGGGGAUGAGCGUUGCGGGCGUGCCUCAAGGCCAUCAGCGCACACCGUACCUUGCUAUUGGAUGCGCCGACCAGACCGUACGCAUCGUCUCGCUCGACCCCGACUCAACGCUCUCCUCCAUCUCCAUUCAGGCACUCACCGCAUUGCCGAAGAGCAUUUGUGUCAACGAAAUGCUGGACGUGACCAUCGACCGAAACCAUCUGACCAUGUUUGUAUCGAUCGGGCUCGAAAACGGCGUGUAUCUUCGCACCGUCCUCGAUCCUGUGAGUGGACAGCUCACCGAUACACGCCCGCGUUUCCUCGGAAGCAAGCCAGUUUCCUUGAUGCGCGUGCAUGUCCACGGCCAGAGCGCUGUGGUUGCGCUGAGCAGCCGCAACUGGCUUAGCUACUCGCUCCACAACCGCGUCCACUUCACGCCUCUGAUUUACGAGCCGCUCGAGUACGUGUGGAGCUUUACGACGGAGCUGUGUCCCCAAGGCCUGAUUGGUAUUGUGGGCGAUACACUGCGCAUUUUUACCCUUCCACACCUCGGCUCGCAGCUGAAAAUGGAAACGCUUCCGCUUUCCUAUACACCGCGCAAAAUGGCGGUGCACCCGACAAACCCCGCGCUGUUUUACGUGGUGGAGUCGGAGAACCGAGCGCUUUCCCCUUGGACCGUUGCACAGCGCAUCGACGCGCUCGGCGGCCCCGACGCUGUGCCGGACCGUGGUGUGCUGGACUUGGAUCCACAAACCUUUGGGCUCAUCCGCGGCGAAGCUGGCCAGUGGGCGAGUUGUCUGCGCGUCGUGCACGGCACAACCGUGCAAACGACGUACAAGCUGGAGCUGCAAGGCAACGAAGCCGCGUUCAGCGUAGCGUUCGCCACAUUUACAAGCCACGGAGACGAGCCUUUCCUUGUUGUUGGCUCUGCAGUCGACACCACAGUCAAGCCCCAUGCAUUCCGCAAGGCGUACAUCUCCACCUACAAACUCAAAGACGAAGGGCGCGCGCUGGAACUCUUGCACAAGACUGAGAUCGACCAGAUUCCUUUGGUGAUGCACGCGUUCCACGGCCGCCUGCUUGUGGGCACGGGCGCUUUUGUGCGGAUUUACGAGAUGGGCACGCGCAAACUCUUGCGCAAAGUGCAGAGCAAGCCGUUCCCUACUACCGUCGUCACGCUCAAUGUUCAUGGCUAUCGCAUCGUUGUCGGCGACAUGCAAGAAUCUGUGCAUUUCCUCAUGUACAAGCCAGCGACCAACAGCCUCACGGUGUUUGCCGACGAUACCCUACCACGCUGGACCACAUCCGUUCAGAUGCUGGAUCAUGACACCGUGGUGCUUGGCGACAAGUUUGGCAGCUUGGCCGUGCUGCGCUUGGACGAAUCGGUUUCGCGUACUGCGGACGAGGACCCUACGGGACUGAUGCUACAGGCAGAGAAGCCGUUCUUGAUGGGCGCUGCAAACAAGCUGCAGCUUCUGGCGCACUUUCACGUGGGCGAUAUUCCGACGAGCAUCAGCCUUGCAAGCCUCGUGCCGGGCGGGCGGCCGAUUAUUGUGUACAUGGGCCUCGCUGGAACGGUGGGGGCAUUGGUGCCUUUUGUCAGCAAGGAAGACGCGGAGCUGAUGAGCAUGCUGGAAAUGCAUCUCCGCCAAGAAGAUCUUAGCUUGGUGGGCCGCGAUCAUAUGGCGUACCGCGGCGCAUACGUGCCAGUGAAAUCGGUCGUCGAUAGCGACUUGUGCGAGCUGUACGGUCUCUUGCCGCCAGAGCGACAGGUAGUGAUUGCGGAGAGUCUGGACCGAACACCAAACGAAAUCAGCAAGAAACUCGCGCAGCUGCGCGAGUCUGCUGCGGGGUUCUGA